ACCUAACCCAAACCUUAACUUACAACCCAACAAAAUGUCCAAGAAACUCCCAACUAUAUCCGUAACUGCCGAUCAUCACUCGUCUCGAUCCGAUGCAUCCUCAUUAUCGUCGUCAUCCCGCGACUCGGACAGCAAUGACAUGGACUAUGGCCGCAAUGGGGCAGGCGGCGUCACCGAUGUCGAGGACUUUGACAGCCAGGUGGAGGUGCUGAAGCCCGGCUCCCGACGUGGCUCCUCGAGUGCUGGCCACAAGCCAAAACAGCUAAAGGCCCACCCAUACGACAACGAUGUGACUGAUGUGGAGGACUACGACACCGAGUCGGAGGACGAGGAGAAGAGCGUUGCCUACCCAGAGCUGAAGAUGUCGCUGCGCGAGUUCCUGCAGCAGGGCCUUCAGAACCAGGAGGCCCACGACCAGGAUGGCAAGGAGAGAUGCGAAAACAGAGACGGGGACUUCGUGCAAGCACAAAACCUCAAUGGCCUGACCGACUAUCUGACCGACUGCGAAGACUACGACACCGACUCCGAGGUGGACUAUGGCUGCGAGAAGUCCGUUUGUGUGGAUCUGGACCAUGCCGUGGGCGAUCUGGGACGCGUCAACAUAGCCGACGCCGAGAAGCACCAGGAUGACUCCGAUGAGUACGAGGAUGUGUCCGUGAUCAGCGACAUUAGUGACUUGGCCUCGGCCAUGUCCGACUGCACUGGCAUUGGGGUGCGCGGCAUGUCCGAGGACGAGAUGCUCGAGGUCUCUGACAGCGGCCACGAGGAGGUCUGCCAGAUCGCCUGCUCGGGCAGCGAAUCCGAAUCGGAGCCAGGUGCAGCUGGAGGUCAGAGUGUGAGUGAAAGCAGCUAUCCCAUCGAUGUGGCCUUCUUUAGUGUCAGUGGACAGCCGCGUCGCAACUCCAAGUCCACAUUGCCCAUGCCUGGCCCUGGGCAGGUGAACUUCCUCCAGCCAGCAGCCGUGCACGAGGAGGUGCUCACCGACAUUGAGGGCAUCGAUGACUCGGCAGCGGAGGAUAGCUUUGACAAUGAGGAGGACGACGAGCAGCCCAUACCGCGUGCCGUCAUUCUGGCUGCUGGCGACGAUGGCACCUGCCUCACCGACAUCGAGGACAUGUGGUGCGAGGACUCUUCGCUGGCCAGCACGGGCACAGUGCCCGAAGCUAUGGCAGUCGCGCCCGAGGCCUUGCCACUGCCGCAUCGCGAGGUCGUGGAGCUGAAGGAGGACAAGAACGGAGACACCAUCACGAAUGUCAUGCCCAUGGACAGCAACUACGAGUUUGGCAUCUACGAUCACCUCAAAGAUGCCGUCCACACCGACUCCGAGGAGUACUCGUGCGCCGAUGAGUGGAGCCUGAGUCACUCAGUUGCCGAAGAGGCUGCGGUCGGCGGUCCAGGUCUGAUCGAGAAUGAGGUCAUCGUGUCCAAUGAGCUGAUGAAGCAGCAGCAGAAUAAACGCCUGGAAGUCCACUCAAACGCCGAGUCCGUGACCGAUGUGGAGGAGAUAUUUGUGGCCGGAACGAACCGUCGCAAGAAGUUGAAGACACGCACCCUGAGCAAAGGCAAGAACAAGCUGCUGGAUGUGGCCAAGGCCAAGGAGGAGGGCGUCACCGAUGUCGAGGACAUGGACUUGAGUGAGUGCGGCCUGCCCGCGGGAGUGCAGCGCGUGGAACAACUGAAGCACCAGGCCAAGGGCUCGAACCACUCGGACAAGCUCACCGAUGGGGAGGAUAUGUCCACCGACGAUGUGUCUGAUUUUUCCGAUGGUUCCGAUCCACCACCACCAUCGAAGAACAAGCUCCAGCCGCUCGCCCACUUGCGCCUGCUCAAGAAUGAUGCGGUGAGCCAGCAGAACACCGACACCGAGGACGUUCAGCUGCCAUCGGAGGCCGAGGACGGGCUCGAUGAGCCGCCAGUCAUUCAAGUGGCCAACAGCGACAGCAAGGAGCUCAACGACAUGCUGAAUGAGAGCUACACCGUGGUGCACGAGAAGAGUGGCCGCAGCUUCAACAGUGAGUCCGAGAGGCUGCACAUAAAAGGCGCGAUUCGUGAUGCCCACACCGACGUGGAGUAUGUGGAGUCCGACGAGUCAGCCGCCGCCAGAGGAGGCAACUAGUGUCUGCUUCGUGCUCUCAACAAUAGUUUCAUAAGUGUUCGUUCAUUGAUACGAAAGUCAGUCAGUCUCCUGCUGACUACAAACCCAACACACAUAAAGUACACUCAGACUCAAGCAUUUUAAACCCUUCAGGAGAAAUUAAUUGACACAUCCAUUCUGGAUACCGAAACGAGCUCACAGGAAAUCGGUGAUGUUAAAGUUGGUGGUGGUGAAGGUGAUGGUG
Messenger RNA from Drosophila guanche, 2339 nucleotides. RefSeq lists its product as uncharacterized. Bases 35 to 2116 code for a protein of 693 amino acids. The transcript is spliced from 3 exons. Lineage: Eukaryota; Metazoa; Arthropoda; Insecta; Diptera; Drosophilidae. The record is from RefSeq and is a predicted model, not a curated record.